Coregonus sp. 'balchen' is the source of this 4296-nucleotide messenger RNA. Lineage: Eukaryota; Metazoa; Chordata; Actinopteri; Salmoniformes; Salmonidae. The record is from the annotation of a GenBank genome assembly.
CUAGUGACGACCGUUGAAAACAAGCUAGCUAGCUAAACAAAGUAAACAUACUAGCUGGCUCGCUAGCUAACAUACAACGAAUGGGCAAUAAUUGAGUGCCUAGUUACACCACAACAAAACAUAUAUUAAGGAGGAAAGAUAUCUAUAGUAAUAGCAGGUAAGAAAACACUAAACUAGCUAAUGUCGAAUUUAUUGGCUUUUAUUGCUAGCAGUCUUGUUGCUAGCUAGUUGACAUUGGACUGGGGCUAGGGAGGCAACAAGCUAGCUAGGUACGACUAGCUGGGUAGCUACGAGAGGGGUUGAAUACACUAACGUUACCGUUAGCAACAUUUUAAAACCUGCACAAUUGACAUAAGCGCAUGCUGCUAGUGUUAACUAGCGAGCUAGUAACGUUAGCAGUAAGUUAGUACGGUAGUAUGUAGCUAGGUCGAAAAAAUAUAUAACAUUAAUGGUUAUCUUCAACCUAGGCUAGUAGUAGCUCGAUUCUUUUAAAAAUGUGCCAGAGAGCCAUAUCAUAUGGCUGAUUUCAGUUACUCAUUGUGACCUGCUUGACUCGAAAACAAAACAAGUGAACAAUGACUCGACCUACUCUGUCUAACAUGACCAUCAGUUAAGAAUCACAUGGAAUGUUGAUUGUCGAGCCGAGAUAUGGAAGCUGUUGUGCUAUUACUCUUUAAAGUAUAGCCAGACACCACCAUGGGGGUCUCUCUCGCGCUCUCUUUCUGGUCUGAAUUUGGCCAGUGUGACUGUAGCUGGAGAAAUAUCCAGGCCCCCAAAAGUGCCAAGUUUCCCUUAGGUUGAUCCAGAUGCUAAAUGUCACCUUUUUAUAUAUAUAUAUAUAUAUAUAUAUGUUAAUUGCAUAAUUUCAAGAAUGUCCUCUUCAUGUCUUUCCUAUAGGCUCCACAGUAGCUAAGAUGGAGGUGCUGUGUUUCCGGUUGCCGGGUCACAGUGAUGCCACCCUGAAGAGCAUGAACUCCCUGAGGUCCAGGCAGCAGUUCUGUGACAUCACCAUCGUGGCCAGCGGCAGGCAGACAUUCCGGGGACACAAAGUGGUCCUGGCUGCCUGCUCCCCCUUCCUCAGGGACCAGUUCCUGCUUAACCCUUCCUCUGAACUGCAGGUGGAUGCCAGUGAAAGCCACCUUGUUACACACUAUUUGGGUUAUGUUUGAUAAAUGUUUUUAGCUUCAGCUGAUAUACUAGCCCCUGACACUUCUUGUCACAUGCCCUUUCAAUGAUCUGACUGUUUUAAUCUUUGCGCCUGGGAAGUUAACAGAUGUUGCAUCAUGCCAGCUGUGGUUCCAGUCCUAUGCCUCAUUAUGGUGCAGUCGAGUAGAGACUAUCACAAGUCUAGCAGGAUAUGACACUAAUGGCUUACACGAUUGAGCAUAGGAAAAAUCUCUGAGACGUAACAGCAAAAUAUCUGUUUGCCUAUUUUUUUGGUCCUAUUUUGCCCUCUAGGUGUCAGUUCUUCACAGCUCCUCGGUGGUAUGUGAGCUGCUCCAGUCCUGUUACACCGGUGUGCUGCAGUUCAGCCCUAAGGAGAUAGUGAAUUACCUGACGGCCGCUAGCUACCUGCAGAUGGAGCAUGUUGUGGAGAAGUGCCGGGGAGCCCUGGGCAAGUACAUGCAGCCAAGGAACCCCAGCUCACCAAAGGUUAGUUACCUAUUUUGGUUAGUGUUUAUUGGUGUAUAGUCGAAGACACCCUAUUGAAGCAUUGGUUUAAAAUCACAACAUAAAAUGUUAACAUACAUUUCAGUUGUAGAAAGCAAAUACUUACUGAACUGGUCUAUUAUGUGAUUCAACAAAGGCUGGAUUUGCAGUGUUGACAGUCAGAUUGUUCAACCUGUGAAGACAUUCAAUCGGCUCAUCUUCAUUCUUUUUCUCUCCACCGCUCAUUUUCAGAUCAAGUCAGAAGAGAGCCACUCGAUGCCAGUGACAGUCAGUGGCAGCAGUCAAUCUCUUAUGUCGGCCUCGACUGAUCAUUCCCCCUCACUGCAGCCUCACAGCCCUGUACAGUCUCAGGCUGAUGACCAUACAGACUUGCACACUAAGACAGAUAUACGACACGAUGACGAACAUAACACACUGGAUGAGAUCAAGGUAAGUAGAUUCAGGAACAACACUUACCAGUGCAUCCAUCUCUGGAUCUAUAAAUGGGAGAGAAUCAUGUACUCUCUACAACAGCAGAGUUACUGUAUCAACAUAAUAGUAGCUACCUGGGUUCAAAUAUUGUUUUCUGUGUAUUUGAGUAUUUUCAAAUACACUGCCCCAAAAUUAUAAAUGUUUGAGUAUUUAAUGGUUAUUUGUAAAAAAAUAAAAUAAAAAUAGUCUACCAAAUAGUAUUUUUAAAUCCCUGGGUUAAAUGUAUGUGAGUGUAUUUGAGUCAGUGUAUUUGAGUAUUUCCAAAUGCAUUAAGAUAUUCAACUACUUGUCUUUUCAAAUAAAAAUAAAUACUUAGAAUGUAUGUGAAAGUAAUUGAGAUAAUGUGCCAGUAACCGAAAGGUCGCUGGUUCUAAUCCCCGAGCCGACUAGGUGAAAAAUCUGUCGAUGUGCCCUUAAGCAAGGCACUUAACCCUAAUUGCUCCUGUAAGUCGCUCUGGAUAAGAGCGUCUGCUAAAUGACUAAAAUGUAAAUGUAAAUGUAAAUAGUAUUUGAACCCAGGUCUGGUAGCUACCCAAGGACAUUGAUUACUAGCACACUCAAAUCGGUCUCAAUGUUGUUCCAGGUGAGGGUAACAGAGGAGGACGAGGGCAGGGAGGAUUAUGACGUGUUCCGGAUCUGCAUCGAGGAUGAACAGGAGCAGGAGCCGGAAGAGAGGCGAGAGGUAGAGGAGGGCGGUGAGGAAGCCACAGAGGGCCAUCAGGGGGGCCAGUACCCAGAUACGGACAGUGUCAUAGUGGGAGGGGGCGAGGGGGACAACGGGACCCCAGCCGAAAUGGCUAUCCGCAUCAGUGGCUUCGAGAGGGAGGGGCUCCGCGCCUGGAGGCGGCGACUCACCGACUCACCCAAAGUGGGCCGGGGGAGGGGCUUCAAGAGGAAGCGUGGCUCGUACCGCGAGAGGAGGCCUCUAGGUAUGCAGUACCAGGAGGCGUGGCGUCUUCCCACCGGGGCGGAGAUGAUGCAGAGCUUCGGCCUGGACUUCAGCCAGGAAGCCAUGAGGUCAGCGUUCCUCUCGGGGAGCGAGCUCCCACGGCUAGACUACGGGAUGGGGGAGGCUCAGGGAGAGGAGCUGGUGCCCCGGGAUGGGAAUGGUCCGGCCCACUACAGCCUGGACGACCCCAGUGGUGAUGGAGGUGAGGCUAAUAUGGGGAUGGCGGCUGUGCCAACAGGUGGUGAUGAGACGGGGGAUGAGUCUGUGGCAGUGGUAGGCUCCACCUCCAGCACAGCAGGACCGGUGGCUUGUGAGCAAUGCGGCCUGACCUUCCCCUCGGCCCACUCCCUGGCCGUCCACUCGCGUGCCACCCACUUGCUGUACGUGUGCCCCUGCUGUGGCAAACACUUCAACCACUCCAGCAACCUCAACCGCCACAUGACCGUUCAUCGCGGUGCCAAGGUCCACCGCUGCCUGCUCUGCGACAAGACAUUCACGCAGAAGUCCACGCUGUGCGAUCACAUGAACCUGCACAGCGGCGAGCGGCCCCACUGCUGCGCCUACUGCCACUCACGCUUCGCCCACAAGCCGGCGCUUCGGCGCCACCUCAAAGAGCAGCACGGGAAGACGACCGCUCAGAACAGCCUGGAGGCACAAGCCGAGAUGGAGAGAGUGGCAGGGCCAGGGGGAGGAGAGGGAGACACUCAGGACAGAUUUGACUUUUGACAAGGACACUGGCCAAAGUGUACACUCAUUGACUAAGCAUUACAGGUUGCGGUUGGAGGUAAAGAGGGGUUAUUCAAACAAGCGGAUGUGUGCUUCUGCCCUAAUGGUCAAAAGAGUGGUUUGGAGUGUAGCUUCAGAUUUGAGGGUUGGAAAAGAGGUGUGUGCUGGAGGGACCUACUAAGACCUUGAAAGGGAAAACCCCUCCUUUUAGACCUGGGGUGCACAACUCUGGUCCUCCUUAUGGGAAGUGUAUGCUGGUUUUAUCUGGCCAGUCAAUGACAUGGAUUGAUUAUUUAUCUUUUAUCUCUUAUUUAAUUGAAGGGGGGAAACGAUGACCUACAUGACUGUGGCUCUGUAGGACUGGAGUUGUGCAAACCUCCGUUUUAGAUCUCUUGUUGUCUCAUUUGUAACUCAGUGGCUGACCAAUAAAAUAUUUUAAUUUGUGUAUUUGAGAGGGUGAGCUUCUUAUUAAACACUGG